AUGCCUAUCCAACUGUUUGGAUCUGAUCAAAUAAUAAUACAUUAUGAAAAUACCGAUGCUACGAAUGACAAUGUAUCACAUAACAAUUCAGAUUCAACAAAUAUAACAAUUAAGGAAAAAUUAACAUAUAAAUUUUAUUAUUACUUGUCAAAAUUCAAACAUAGAUUGGAUACCAUACAUUUCAAUGUACCUGUGAUUUAUGGUGCCUCAAUUGUCCAUUGGCUAAUAUUAACCAUAUGGGGAUCGUUGCUAGUAAGCAGUUUUUUAUUUUGGUAUAAAAAUGUUUAUAAUAAAUCAGCGCUACUUGCCAAUAUGCUAACAAACUUUCUUUUAUUUGGAAUAUCAGAUGCUCUAGCCCAAAUAAUAUAUUCAAGGACAUUAUACAUUUCUGCAAGUCGUUUUGCCAAUGGGGAUAAUUAUAACCGCCCAGCAUCUGACUAUAGCACUCAUAAUGAUAUGGAUGAUUUACACUUAGAACCAUUGCGUACUGUGGAGAGCAUUAGGCCAGUCAUAUCAGAAAAUGUCAAUGAUAAUAAUAGUUGUUACCGCAGUCAAUUUGAUUUUCAUCGCUGGGUUUGUUUUACAUUUUGGGGCUGGUUUCUUUCUUUUUUUCAAUGUCCAUGGUAUAAAUUUUUAAAUUUUUUAUAUACAGAUGAUCCAUCUGUUGUUCAAGUUUUUGAAAGAGUUUUAUCAGACCAAUUGGUUUAUUCUCCUGUUUCUUUAUACUCUUUUUUUUGUUAUUCAAAUUAUAUCAUGGAACAUGGAAAUGAUGACACUUUUAAAGAGAAAAUCAAAGACAUUUAUGUAUCAACAUUGGGGGCAAAUUAUGCUGUCUGGCCGGCUGUUCAGUUAAUCAAUUUUUCAUUUAUUCCAAGGCAAUUUCAGAUAGUGUUUAGUUCAUCUGUAGGCGUUUUAUGGAAUUGUUUUUUAAGCAUGAGAAACGCGUCACAAGCAAGAAAGAUUUAA
Saccharomycodes ludwigii is the source of this 966-nucleotide messenger RNA. RefSeq lists its product as uncharacterized. The record is from RefSeq and is a predicted model, not a curated record. The transcript has a single exon. Gene Ontology annotation, cellular component: membrane; cytoplasm. Lineage: Eukaryota; Fungi; Ascomycota; Saccharomycetes; Saccharomycodales; Saccharomycodaceae. Bases 1 to 966 code for a protein of 321 amino acids.